AUGAAAAGGGAAAUGGGAGUUGGUGAUAUUGACGGCUACUGUGCGAUGCCGCGGAAAGCUAAUGACCUUAAAAAGGAGAAAUAUUCAACUCCCUCGGAGUUCAAUGGCUACAUAUGUAGCAUCAUCGCAUUAAACUGCAUUCAGUUGAAUUGUUACCAGGAUUUCAAGUAUUUUAUCAUUGAACUGCGGUCCGAUAUUACUGAGACAUCUGGGGGACUGAGUCAGCGAGACAAGCAGGGAAAGGAAGCCAUAGAUUCGACUCCACUUAUAUGUAGGCCUCCAGGUGCACGGCCAUGUCAUAGCGUCGCCGGUGUCAUUUCAAUAACAAACAUCUCCCAGAAUGUCCAAUCUGCUCAGAGGAAUAAGCCGUUCUUCCACGCUCCGCAGCAACAUACUACCCUGACAUUUCCCAGCAACGUGGAAUUUCGUCGAGUAGAAUUCGGCUUUGAGCGUCGGGCCAUUCAGCUCGAGGUACUGGACCGCCAGCACGAAAGAGACUUUCCGGUAAGCAGCGAUGUCCAAGGCUCCAGUAACCAACUGAAGACUCUCGAUUCCACAUCUCCUGAAAAUCAAUAUGGGACGUAUUCCAUCAUGACAGUUGACCACUCUAGCGAUCAAGAGCAUGAUUUCGGCCUCGAGGAGAUCAGCUUGUACUCCAUACCUGACGAAGUGCUCCUUAACGCCAACGAUCUUGCACUUUUGGAAUUUGCCGGUAAGCGGCCAUUAGCUUUGAUCGCUUCGAGUGUCCGGAGUUCUGCAGGAAGUGGUGUGGGACCUGCAUAUUCGGCUUAUGUUGUCACGUUAGUGAAUGUCGAGCGAGAAGGGCUGAGAAAAAAUAUCCAACAACCCUCGAGCACUCUUAGACGCCACUCCUAUUUCUCACCUCUCCCCACCACCAAAACUUCCUCCCUACUUGGGUACCCCGUCUACCUACAGCUUCAUCUGCAUCCUUACCCCGACUUCUGCCCCAACCAACCCUUCCAACCUCCCCAACUCACCCACUGGUACAAUCCAAACCGGCAUGUUCUUCUCUCACCGCUCACCCCCAAAUCACUUGAGGCAAAGCCAAAGAAGCAGUUUAAUAGAGCAAAGAGGUUGUUUCCCAAGAAGAGGGCUGGGAGUUGUUCGAAACAAGGGGGAGAGAAGGAGGAACGGAAGAUUGGGGAUGGUCCACAAUUCGAUGCCAUCUAUUUCGGUUGUUGCGGAUGGUGCCAGAACAGCUUCCAUUACAAAUAA
Lindgomyces ingoldianus is the source of this 1236-nucleotide messenger RNA. RefSeq lists its product as uncharacterized. The coding region runs from base 1 to 1236 and encodes 411 amino acids. NCBI's taxonomy places the organism in Eukaryota, Fungi, Ascomycota, Dothideomycetes, Pleosporales, Lindgomycetaceae. The transcript is spliced from 13 exons. The record is from RefSeq and is a predicted model, not a curated record.